CUUAAAUAUUGAAAAUUUACAUACAAAUUUACUGUUAAAUAUGGACUCACCACGGACCUGUGUGUAUAACAUUCUCCACACAAUCUUACAUUAUGGAAUAUAACAAGAUUGUGAGAAUGGAAUGGGAUCAGAUGUGCCGGGAUCGUAGUCAUCACUGUCUGCUUCACAAUCACCUUGCUGAUGCAAUGGCUCAUGGUCAUCUAGAAUAUCAUCCAAAGAAUCUGGAGGAGAGGGUAUUGGUACUCCAGGUCCAUGAGGAACUGGGCGAAUGGCAGAUUGUAUGUAAGGAGAUGGAGAGAGGGACGGAUUGUAGAAAAGAACCAUACCUGUUGAGACAAGAACUCAGCGUGGGCUAUAUAGUAAUCAAGAAUUGCAAACCAACUCAGAAUCGGCUAAAUGAAAUUCUAUAA
This is a messenger RNA of Homalodisca vitripennis (glassy-winged sharpshooter), 410 nucleotides long. RefSeq lists its product as uncharacterized. The transcript is spliced from 3 exons. The coding region runs from base 93 to 410 and encodes 105 amino acids. The record is from RefSeq and is a predicted model, not a curated record. Lineage: Eukaryota; Metazoa; Arthropoda; Insecta; Hemiptera; Cicadellidae.